AUGAGUCGCCCUCGAGUUCGGACUCUGGCUCUGGCUCUGGCUCUGGCUCUGGCUCUGGCUCUGGCUCUGGCUCUGGCUCUGGCUCUGGCUCUGAUACUAGUUCUGGUUCUGGUUCUGGUUCUGCCGGUUGAUUUUGAACUUCUGGGUAUUGUUGGUUAUAUUGAGGGUAUUGUUCUUGCUGCUGUUGUUGUUGUACCGGAUACUGUUGCUGAGCCGAGUACUGCUGCGGUUGAGAAGGAUGAUAUUGGGCUUCAUAUUGUUGUUGUACUGGGUAUUGCUGAGCUUGGGAUUGGGCUUGAGCCUGGAAUUGAGCUUGAGCUUGAGCUUGAGCUUGAAGUAGCUGAUACUGAGCCUGUGCCUGUGCCUGUGCCUGAUACUGAGCUUGAGCCCGUGCUUGGGCCUGUGCUUGUGCUUGAGCCUGAGCUUGUGCCUGAGCCUGAGCUUGAGCUUGAGCUAGUGCUUGUGCUUGUGCUUGUGCUUGUGCUUGUGCUUGUGCUUGUGCUUGUGCUUGAGCUUGUGCUUGAGCUUGUGCUUGAGCUUGAGCUUGUGCUUGUGCUUGUGCUUGUGCUUGAGCUUGUGCUUGAGCUUGUGCUUGUGCUUGUGCUUGUGCUUGUGCUUGUGCUUGAGCUUGUGCUUGUGCUUGAGCUUGUGCUUGUGCUUGAGCUUGAGCUUGUGCUUGAGCUUGUGCUUGAGCUUGUGCUUGAGCUUGUGCUUGAGCUUGUGCUUGAGCUUGUGCUUGAGCUUGUGCUUGAGCUUGUGCUUGAGCUUGUGCUUGAGCUUGUGCUUGAGCUUGAGCUUGUGCUUGUGAUUGUGCUUGAGCCUGGCCUUGGUACGGUACAUGUGCCGAAUACUGUUGAGUAUUUUGCACCGGAUAUGCUUGCUGUCCCGGGUACUGCUGCUGAUAUGCAAACUGCUGUUGUUGUUGUUGAAGUUGCCCCGCGUACUGAGCUUGUUGAAUGUACCCCGCAGGCCCCGCGUACAUGCUGUAUUCCUGCACACCGGGGACGCUCUGCUGGCCUUCACCAGCGGAAGUAUACUGCGCGUAGUACUGUUGCUGCUGGUGAGGAUUUGAUGGUGGCUGGUUCCGGUUCGGGUCCAUCUCUUUGUGCGGUUUCUAAAGAGCUUGUACUUGUUUGUUUACUUUAG
Messenger RNA from Magnusiomyces paraingens, 1146 nucleotides. RefSeq lists its product as uncharacterized. The transcript has 2 exons. Lineage: Eukaryota; Fungi; Ascomycota; Dipodascomycetes; Dipodascales; Dipodascaceae. The coding region runs from base 1 to 1146 and encodes 381 amino acids. The record is from RefSeq and is a predicted model, not a curated record.